CAGAGGAGCACUGUUUACUGGGAGCAGAGUUAGCUGUCAGGUGAAACUCCUGUCUGCAGCAGUAUACCAUGAAACUAACACCCAGUGCUUUGGGUUUGCUAGGCUGCUGUUAGCAGAUAGAGGAGCAGCCAGCUCCAUGUCCACGAUUUGGGUGUGAACAACUUGGGACACAAUGUCUCUCUUGCUGAUCUCCUUCCUUCUGAUUCUUCUGCUUGGGAUUGUGUUGCUAUGUAUCAUUUUCAGAUGGCUUAUUUGCUCCCUGGCUGUGCGCGUCUUCCAGAGCGCACUGGGUGCCGAGCUAAAGAUCAAAUCAGUCGGGCUGUUUUCUGUCCAAGGAGUCAGUAUCCAGUUUCAUCCCCAGCACACUCUGGAAAUUGACAGAAUAUGGAUUUCAAGCAAACUUAUAAACCAGGAUUUGCCGCGAUACCUGGCACUGUGUGUUGGGGAAACCAGAGUUAGGUUUGAUUUACAAGCACCACUGAAACCUCUGGUGAAACAGAGCCAUGGGAAGAAGUCAGGGAAGAUUUCAGUCAGCCCCACAACACUUCGCUUUCUGUCACAACUACUGUCGUUCCACAUCAGCUCGAUCAAUGUGAUGGUACUUAACCUAUCACUGUCAGAGUCUCUGUGGCACAUGACUAUCAAAGGCAUCACCUUGUUACUUGACCACCAGAGUAAAAGGUUGGCAUGGGACUUCUCGGUCGGACAGCUAAGCAGUAAAGUGCUAAAAAGCAGCCAGUUGGACAUAUGUUUGGCUGAAGUGGCCUUGAGCCUGUUGCUGUCUGGGGAUGUGAGCCUGCCAGAUAUGAAGCCAGGUAGUCUGUCCCUGUGUGUGAGGACGCUUAUAGCAGAGCUGCACGAGGGUCUGUUCCUCAGCCAAAUCCUGGUGCCUGCAUCCCCCAAAAGGAGGAUUCAAGAUGCCUCUGGUGAUCAAACACAAGAGAGUGAAAACACUGAAUUCAUCCAGACUGAAGCUGUGGAACGGUUUCAUCAGCUAAUGCCUCACAAGGUCAAUGUGGAAUUUGAUAACACAAAUGUAACCCUAUCCAUGCAUAGCCAGAAGAGACACCUGAACUGGACUCUGAAGUCUUUAAAGGUCUGCUAUGGACGUGGCUAUGAGCAGCUUCACCUUAAAAGCUUCACUCCUGAGCUGAGCUUUCCCCAGAGUAGCCUGGAGCUCCUUUUAGAGGAUGGACUCCUUCUCUCUCAAAGCAGGCAAAGAAUGCUUUGUGUGAAUACCCUGAAGACAGCUCUGCAGGUCACAUCAAUGGACAUCUCUGGGUCAUUCACAGUGAACACUUGCAUCAUCCACUACCGUCACCAGGAGUUCUCCCAUUGGCUAAAUCUAUUUCCAUGGGAACAACUGAUCCAUAGGAAAGCAGCACACAGAAAAAGGCGCCUCCCUCACCUGGAUGCCCCUGUGAUGAUUACCUCCUCUGUGUCCAACGUUAAUGUGUCUGUUCAGCUGGGAGACACAACGCCUUUUGCUCUGGGCUUCCUCUCUGCCAGCGCAGAACUGCAGCAUCUUCUUGACAUUAAAGUUGACAUUAAAGAGAGCCCGGAGUCCCAGAACGUGCACCAGCGUGCCUCACUGACCCUGGACAACUUCUGGUGGAGAGUGGGUCAGGGGUCUCACAUCCAACAAGCACCCCACCCUCCUGGUAAACACGUGUGGGGAGAAGCAUUAAUUCUAGACUCCUUGCGUCUUCAGGGGAGUUUGAACCGGUCCCACGUGGAGCUGAGUAGCCAGUGUCCGAGUCUGAGCGUGGAGUCCAGCCUGAAGGGACUUCAAGUGGAACUUUCAGAGACCUGUGCACUGUGUCUGUCUCGCCUGCUGUCCCUCAUCUGUGUUCCUCCUGACACAGGGCCACAACUGUCAGACGUGGCCUCACUGUCUCCCCCUAGUGACAAUACUGUAGUCCUCCCCUCCUCACACCUACCCCUGCUUUUUAAACUGGACUGUUGUCUGGAGGAUGUUAAUGUGUUCACUGUCUCUAAUCUGGCAGGAGCUGUAUCUUUGCGGAUGGAUACAGUCGGAGUCCUGAGCUCUGCAGAGAGCUCAAGAGUGUCUCUAGAGGGUGUUAGCUUGUCAGUGGUUAAGACACUCACAGAGAACAUGGAAACGUGUUGUCCUGCCUCCCAGACUCCCAACCCUGUCCUCAAACUCACCACAAUAGCCUUUUGUUACCACAUCACCACCCACACCUUGCAGAUUCAAUGUGAAGAGGAGCUCGCUGUUGAAUGGACGCCACCAGAUCAUAUGGUCUUAUAUCAGCAUGUGACCGAAGCUCAGGCUUGUUGGCUUAUGCUUAAGGGAGACCAAGCAGAGGACUGUCCUGUCAAACCUACAGAAGGUUCCAGCCCAAUUAGAGGGUUGUGUGUGCGUGUCGAGCUCAGCAGCACUCGUUUGACAGCCCAUGUUAGCGAGAAGAACUACAUUCUCCUGCACACAGAAGCCCUAUCAGUCUCCAAGCACGCUGGUUCCAUGCACAUGUGCUCCCCCUCCUUGAUCUUAAACUUUGACGGCAACAAUAUUGUCUCCUUUAAAAGCCUAGAUGUGGAGACACAGUCAGAGCUGACUGAAAUGCAGCUGCACAGAGACGACUUCCCCUUCCUCACCACUCCUCACAACUGUGUCUGGGUGCUCACUUGCCCAGUCAUGGCUGUAGAGUUCCCCUACCAGUACAAUUUCUCAAAUACCUUCGACAUGGCCAUCAGUGUACAGAAGUGGUUAAAGACGCUGCAUCGCUCCCCAAGCCAGGCGACCGCUGUCCAGCCUCUGCCUCCUGACUUCGUGUUCAAAAUCAGCCAGUUCUCGUUUGUCUUCUUGGAUGAUGUCUUUGAAAUCAAGCUGCGAGACAACUAUGAGCUGAUGAAAGAUGAGAGCAAGGAAAGUGCAAAGCGCCUGCAGCUUCUGGAUAAGAAGGUGGCAGAUCUGCGCAAGCAGCACGGAGAACUUCUGCCUGCCAGAAAGAUAGAAGAGCUGUACAGUUCACUGGAGAAGAAGCAUAUUGAGAUUUACAUCCAACGCUCAGGUCGACUCUAUGCCAACACACCCAUGAGGAAGUCUCUGCUGACCUGGACUGUGUCAGACCUGGAACUUGUAGUCCUGGCUGACCAAGCUCUUCAUGGGCCAGAAAGGGUGAGAGAGCAGCUGAGGGACAUUGACGGGAUCAGUCCCUUCCCCAGAGAUGGACUCUCUCUGGUGGUCCAGUGGUGCCGUGCUGUCAAAUUUAAACUGGCUGCAUUUUUGGUGAGAAUCCGGGACUACCCUCGCUACCUGUUUGAGAUCCGUGACUGGAGACUUUCGGGGCGUCUCAUCGGGACAGAGCAGGAUGGACAGGCUAGAGCUCAUCGCAAAGAGAUUGUCCCACUUGGUGCACCAUGGGGAGAUGUGACAGUCCACAGGAAUAUGCCACCGCUCAAGUUCUAUUAUGACUUCAAAUCCAACAUCUCUCUCUACACCAUUGUGUGGGGACCAUGUUGGGACCCUGCCUGGACUUUAAUUGGUCAGUCAGUUGAUUUGCUCACCAAACCCACAGUUGAUCCCUCACCUCUCCUGGCCUGGUGGGACAAAAGUCGUCUCCUGCUGCAUGGACGCUGGGUUAUGGACAUUGAUCAGGCCAAUCUUCAUCAGCUAGCUACCGAGGACCCGUACAACACUACAGAAAACAUGCACUGGGAGUGGAAUAAGCUGAACUUUGACUGGAACCCUGGGCAGUUUGUCUUUAAAGGAGAUUUGGACGUUAACGUCAGGACAGCAUCAAAGUACGAUGAUAUCUGUUUUUUACACCUGCCCAACCUGUGUAUGACCCUUGACCUCCAAUGGCUUUGCCAUGGCAACCCCUAUGACCACCAUGCUGUAAUGCUCUGCUGUGCGGAAAACAUUGCAGACGUGACCUCAGGACAACCUCAUGACUCCUACAGAGCUUUUCGCUCUGAGAACCUCAACCUCUCCAUCACCAUGGACCUUAACCAGCACUGUGGAACAGACCCUUCCCAGCCCAGAAUCCUGCUGUACAGCAGCACCCUGCGAUGGAUGCAGAACUUUUGGGCCACCUGGACAGGCAUAUCUAGACCAAUCUGCAGAGGCAAACUCUUCCACAGCCUCAGGCCAGUCCGCAAGAAGCUGGGUCAGCAUUACAAACAGAUGUCCUACACAGCUGCCUUCCCACAACUACAAGUGCAUUACUGGGCCUCCUUUGCCCAGCAGAGAGGUAUCCAAGUGGAGUGCAACAAAGGCCAUGUCUUCACUCGAGGGGCACAGAGACUUAUUCCACAGGCUGGCACUGUGAUGAGGAGGCUGAUCUCCGAAUGGAAUGUAACUCAGAUGGUUAGUGAGCUCUCACAGGUGACCGUUCAUCUGAUGGCCUCCACCUGGGAUGAGACGGCUGACCACCAGAUCAAUGCUCAGGUGAAGAAGACUCACCUGCUCAGUCUGUCCUCUCUCAGCUACCAGCGACAGAGCAACCGAAUGGAAGAGGAGGUGAACACGAAGGAUGAGACUAAUGCCUCUUACACUCACAAACUGCACCUGGUGGACCUGCGUGCUUCCUGGACCACCACCAACAGGAACAUAGCCUUUGGGUUGUAUGACGGUUAUAAAAAGGCUUCAGUUUUGAAGAGAAACCUCUCCACUGAAGCUCUGAAGGGUCUGAAAAUUGACCCACAGCUGCAGACCAAGAAACUGAAACGCUCCCCUUCCAACUACUCUCCUUCCACAGCCCCCACCACACCAGUUAUGCCCAUCGUCAAUCGAGCAGAGAAAAAUCAACAUGAAGGAACGUCAAUGCUCCAGAAACUGAUUGAAGAAACGGAUAAGUUUGUGGUGUUCUCAGAGGAGGACUCCGGUGUCAGCGAUCAGCUGUGUGGCAUCGCAGCUUGUCAGACUGAUGAUGUCUAUAACCGCAACUGGUUUAUCGAGUUGGUUAACUGCCAAAUGAUGUUGCGUGGCACAGAGACAGCAGGCUGUGUGCUGGUGUCUGCAGCCAAGGCCCAGCUGCUCCAGUGUGAGCACCACCCUGCCUGGUAUAAUGACACCCUGAAACAGAAAACCACCUGGACCUGUCUGCUGGAUGGCAUGCAGUACUUUGCCACCAUGGAGCCCAACCCAUCAGAGCAAGAGGACAGGCAGCUGUGGCUGGAGGUGAAAAACAUAGAGGAACACAGGCAGCGUAACCUAGACUCAGUGCUGGAGCUGAUGGAGAGCGGCCAGGCUGUUGGAGGAAUGGUUAGCACCACUACAGACUGGAACCAGCCAGCCCAAGUGAACGAGAUGCAGCAGGUUCAGCGUAUCAUCUCACGGUGUAGCUGCCGGAUGCACUACAUCAGCUACAGUCACGACAUCAACCCAGAGUUGGCCACACAGAUUAAACCACCAGAGCUGAGGAAUCACCAUGAGAAGGAGGAUCUGCUGAAAAAACAGGCUGGGGCCGUGGACACUUUUACCCUCAUCCACCAUGACCUUGAGAUAUCCACUAACCCUGUGCAGUACGCUAUGAUCCUGGACAUCGUCAACAACCUGCUGUUACAUGUGGAACCCAGACGCAAGGAGCACAGUGAGAAAAAGCAGCGUGUGCGUUUCCAGCUGGAGAUUUCUAGUAACCCUGAGGAGCAGCGCAGCAGCAUCUUACAUCUCCAGGAGGCAGUCAGGCAACACCUUGCUCAGAUUAGACGCCUUGAAAAACAAAUUUACUCUAACAUCAGGGCACAACCUGAUGAACUGAGCAGUGACGAACUCACUGAGAUCAACACAAGGCUGCAGAACCAGCUAAACCAGGAGAAAAAUGAUAUGCAGAUGAAGAGUGAAGAGCUCAACAUUCUCAUCAGGUGUUUUAAGGAUUUCCAGCUGCAACGGGCAAACAAGCUGGAGCUGCGGAAGCCUCCGGAGGAUGUGAGUGUGGCGAGGAGAACGGAGAUCUACUUUGCCCAGGCCCGCUGGUGUUUGACUGAAGAGGACGGCCAGCUUGGCAUUGCUGAGCUGGAGCUGCAGAGAUUUAUGUACAGCAAGCUGAACAAGUCUGACGACACUGCAGAGCAUCUUUUGGAGUUAGGGUGGUUCACAAUGAACAACCUUCUGCCCAAUGCAGCAUACAAGGUGGUGCUUCGUCCUCAGAGUAACUGCCAGUCCGGUCGACAGUUUGCAUUGCGGAUCUUCAGUAAAGUGCGCCCCCCUGUGGGAGGAAUCUCUGUCAAGGAGCACUUUGAGGUGAAUGUGGUGCCUCUCACCAUCCAGCUGAUGUACCAGUUCUUCAAGAGAAUGAUGGGAUUUUUCUUCCCAGGAAGAAAUGUUGAAGAGGAAGAGGUUACUGAUGAGGAGGACAAAUUCAGAUUGGUUACUACAGGUAUCCCUGUUAAGCCUCGGCAGCAGUCAGAGGACACCAUGGGCGCUAUGGGCCCCAGCAAAGGUGUCACCCAAGGACUGAAUCGCACUGCUGGGGUCAGGAGGUCGUUCAGGAAACCUCCAGAGCAUCCUGUUGAUGACAUUGAUAAGAUGAAGGAGAGAGCUGCGAUGAACAACUCCUUCAUCUACAUCAAGAUUCCCCAAGUGCCGCUCUGUGUCAGCUAUAAGGGAGAAAAGAGUAGCGUGGACUGGAAGGAUCUGAACCUGGUUCUUCCCUGUUUGGAGUACCAUAACAACACCUGGACGUGGCUGGACUUCGCCAUGGCUGUGAAAAGGGACAGUCGGAAAGCACUUGUCGCACAGAUGAUAAAGGAGAAGCUGCGUCUUAAGCCUGCUUCAGCCUCAGAUCUGCGGGGGAAGGCGUCCGAAGGGAAGUCGGACAACAGUAUGCAGCAGCAAGAGGAAGAUGAAAAGGCACGGCUCCUCAUCGGCCUCAGCACCGCAGACAAGAGCUCCAGCAAGAAGAGCAUCUUCAGUCGACGCAAGUGAAACACAAAAACACACAUUCACAGCAAGAGACGACUUGACUGACUGACUUUUGUUGUUGUUUUUUAAUGAUGCACUACAGCAGCUGCCACUCUCCCUCAGUGAAGGGCAUCAGGGAAAAGCAGACUGCCUGUUAGGGGUCAAAAUAUCAGACUGGCAUCAAGAAUCACAAUGAAAAAGGGAGGGUUUCUUUUUUUUUACUUUAAUAUAUCAUAUCAACCUGCUGAACUUAAGAGAAAUAGUCUGGAGUUGUUGUUUUUGAAAGGCAACUCCUGGUGUGUCUCAGAAUUGAAAUAUGGCCAAAAUCUCUGGUUAAAAAAAUAAAAAAUAGCCUGCAGAGAACUCAAACAGCUCCAGGAUUACCAGGGUGCCAUUUUGACCAAAUAUAUAUUAUUUUAGUUUAUUUGUGUGCCAUUAAAACAUCUCACUCUGCAACUUUCAAAAAAAUAAUGACCACUUGGGUUGCAUUGAAUGUAGCGAGGAACAUUUAUGUAGCGAGCACUUCACUGUUACUGUUUCCUCCGCUUCUACAAAUGCAAGACUGAGAGCACCUUUUCCUGCUGGCUCGGGAACACUGUAUGUCAGAACCUGUCAAAGUGUGCUAGAUUAAACAGAGCUCAACUGAAAGCACCUUGAGAACCUCUUUGAUGCUGUUGGCUGUAAAAAAUUUGAUUUUGAAACACCAUAAAUAAAUAAAUAUAUCAGUAUAUGUUUUAUCAAUAAAGCUUAUAGAAAUUGUACACGGCUGUAUGACUGUCGCUCUGACAGGAAGGCCGUUGCCCACAAAUUACCACAAAUGAUGCUAUUUUAUAUUUUAGUUACAAAUGAUGGACUUUUAGGGCUGGGCCAUAUGGAUAGAAUCAAAUAUCACCAUAUUUUUGACCAAAUACUUCUAUUGAUAUCGAGACAAUAUUGUAGGAAUGACUGUUGGUGCUUUCACAAAAUAUUUAAACAAUGAGAUUUUUGAUAAAUAAUCAUCAUUGAUUUGGAUAUAAUGAGUAAGUGGAUGAAAGCAGAUAACAUAACAGCUUGAGUAGUCUGUUAAAUUAAUAAAGUUACAUCAUUUUACUGUAAUGAACCCUUUAAAAGCAAAAAAAAAAACUUACACCAUAUCACAAUAUUACGAUAUCCAAAAUCUAGGAUGAUAUCUAGUCUCAUAUCACCAUAUACAUAUAAUAUUGAUUUAUUACCCAGCCCUAACAGUCUGCAUCCCUCAGCUAGCUGUUUGACUGUACCUCACCCCAGUGCAAUAUAUCAAGAACGGAGCAGCAAAAACAUUUCAGUGUAUUGUAUAAUGUGGUCUGGUUUGAUGGUAUUGUGGCAACAAAACAAAAAAGAUAUGUUGCAGCUAAUUGCUGAGUGUAUGUUUUGUAAUUUUAACACAAAAGCACUUUUUAUGCAAAGUAUUUUGAUAUUUUUGUAACCACGGUUUGUUUUAGUUUUAUUUUCUGUUGAUUACUUGAUUACUUGUUAUAACUGUGCUGCUAAGCCUGUUAUUAAGAAUACAAAGACACAACAUUUCAAUUAAACUGAUCCUAUCUGACUGAUUUUCACUGUUUUUGACAACGCAGAUUUCUUCUUAUUUCUGUUGGCUCUGUGGCUUAUUGUUUUUGUCUGUCAAUAAAAGUGUUAUAGUCUCACA
Messenger RNA from Scomber scombrus (Atlantic mackerel), 8531 nucleotides. RefSeq names its product bridge-like lipid transfer protein family member 2. The record is from RefSeq and is a predicted model, not a curated record. The transcript is spliced from 40 exons. Lineage: Eukaryota; Metazoa; Chordata; Actinopteri; Scombriformes; Scombridae. Bases 173 to 6892 code for a protein of 2239 amino acids.